AUGCGUACUAUUCAAAUUUAUCAUCAAAGUUUCAAGUUCCAAAUUCUUCUUUUUGUCGUGCCUACAGCGCAGCAAAGGACAGUAACUCAUGUACAGGAGCACGGUUUCAUCAAGCGCAGGUUUCUUGGAAUUCGUAAAGAUUUAGCUUUGUUAAGUUGGGUGAUUAUCAAACUCUACGACGUGGAUUUAUUGCGACUCAUUACAGGAACAAUCCCAACUUCAAUUUUUACACGUACACAACGCGCGCUCGAAACUGAUUUUAAGAAAGUUGUUGGAAUAAGUUGGUAUCUAGGGAUAAUUGUGGUUCUUUUCUUGUUGCUGAAUGUCAAGGGUUGGCAUGCAUAUUUUUGGAUAGCAUUCAUUCCCUUGAUUCUUUUGCUUAUUGUGGGCACCAAACUUGAGCAUAUAAUUACCCAAUUGGCAGAAGAAGUUGGGCAGAGACAUACAGCUAUUAUAGGGGAAUUAGUAGUCAGGCCUUCUGAUGAUCAUUUCUGGUUCCACAAACCACGCCUUGUCCUUGUUUUGAUUCAUAUAAUUCUGUUCCAGAAUUCAUUUGAGAUUGCAGUCUUCUUCUGGAUGUUGGUUAUAUUUAAAUUCGACUCGUGCAUCAUGGGAGAAGUUGGUUAUGUCAUCCCCAGACUUGUCAUUGGGGUACUUGUGCAGCUCCUUUGCAGUUACAGUACCUUGCCAUUAUAUGCAAUUGUUGCACGGAUGGGAAGUUCAUUCAACGGGGCUAUAUCCGAGGAUCAUAUACAAGUGAAGCUUACUGGAUGGGCUGAAAAAGAAAAGAAGAACACGGCUCAGAGGAAAGCCGUUGAUGGCUCAAUCCAGGUUGGACGUAAAGAGUCUCUUUCUAAUGUGCCUCCACCAGCAGUUGGGGACGAGUCAAGAAUGGAAGAAGGCAAAGCUCUAGAAAUCGAACCCACUGCCGCCUCAAAUGAACCUAAAUGA
This is a messenger RNA of Fraxinus pennsylvanica, 951 nucleotides long. NCBI's taxonomy places the organism in Eukaryota, Viridiplantae, Streptophyta, Magnoliopsida, Lamiales, Oleaceae. The record is from the annotation of a GenBank genome assembly.